Sugiyamaella lignohabitans is the source of this 2880-nucleotide messenger RNA. It is a transcript of the gene NTO1, whose product is annotated as Nto1p. Bases 1 to 2880 code for a protein of 959 amino acids. The record is from RefSeq and is a predicted model, not a curated record. The transcript has a single exon. Lineage: Eukaryota; Fungi; Ascomycota; Dipodascomycetes; Dipodascales; Trichomonascaceae. Gene Ontology annotation, biological process: regulation of transcription by RNA polymerase II.
AUGUCAUCAUCAGCUAGAAGGCGACGAGUUCGGCGUGGCCUGGCCCCAUCUACAGCCAGUACUCUGAAUCUUGUUCUGGGAAGUGACAAGCCUCGUGCUGAAUGCCCUUAUCAAGAAAUUUAUCCUGAUCUUGAUGUCAGAAUCCCAUUGAAAGUUCAGUUUACAAAAGCUGAUUUUAGACCAUCACGCGACGGUGAUGAUAGUGUGCAUGAACGUGAUCAUAGUAAUGAUCAUUUCACAGGAAACGAGAAUGAUAUUAAUGGCGAGAGGAAUGUUCGAGGACGCGCGAUAGUCAAACGCAAAAGACGCACCAAUGACGAGGUGUGGGGAACGCGUGACAAACCGGUAGUUUUGAUAUCGGGCCGCACUCGUCGUGGAGCACUAGUAGAUGAUACCAGCGAUGUAGGUACUAAUGGUUCUGUGUCAGGUAAUGAUCUAAAUGGACAUGCUCAAGAUGGCGAAAUGAGUAGUCAUGAUGGUGCUGACACAAGUGAUAUUAAUGGUGGAGAAGACGAUGUUGAAGAAAAUGAAGAAAAUGAUGAUGGCAAUAGAGAGAGUAAUCACGAUAAUGAAUACGACGAAGAAGAGACGAAUGAUGCUAGUCUCAAAGAAACUUCGAAAAGUACCGAACAGGCCCCAGAUUCUGGUGCUAGACCAGCCAGGGUUACAAGGUCGAGCGUUAAUAAUACCAGCAGCAACCUUUCACAGAGUCCACUUCGACGGUCGUCGCGACGUUCUCAUGUCAGUAAUUAUUAUGCUCCUGUACUUCUACAUCUAACAGGGGGUUCAAAUGGCGGUAAUAAUGAAUCUCCGGAACGAGCGACCUCAGCACCAGUUUUAAAUUCAACCUCGGAUCAAACAGAUUCAUCAAAAUCUACAAAUCAAUCGGAUAAGAAUUCUAAUUUCCGUGUUUUACCGAAUAACGAUAAAAAGACGACGCCUGAUAUCAAUGACAAAUUGCUUAUAUCUGUGGGGUAUAAAGAGUCAAAUGUGUUCAUUCUUCCUGAUUCUUACAUCAGGACAUUUGUUGCCUUAGAUCAGUCAACCAUAAACGAAAGUGAAGAAAGCUAUAACUCUAGUGAUAGCAACACAACGGUCCGGACAGGAAAAAAAGAGAGCACUUCAUAUUUCAACCCUGUAGAGUACGACAUGGAUGAACAAGAUGAGCAUUUUCUGAACCUGUUGAACAGUCGCAGAGAGAACCAUAUAAUUAAACGACGACCACUGCCACCCAUAUCAAGAGAGCUUUUUGAGAUCACUAUGACACUUCUUGAAAUUGAAUGGAUGGAGAUCGAGAAGCGCAUGCCCGCGAAAAAGAAGACAAUGGCUGGUAAAGACUCUCUUCUUCCUUCAGAUGCCACUGAAACAGAGGAAAAGUGUGUUAUUUGUGACGACUCCGAAUGUGAUAAUAGUAAUGCAAUUGUGUUCUGUGAUGGAUGUGAUAUCGCAGUUCACCAAGACUGCUAUGGUGUACCGUUUAUUCCUGAAGGCCAAUGGCUUUGUCGGCAAUGUACAGUUUCUCGAAGACUACGAGCUAGCUGUAUAUUCUGUCCUAACCGGUCAGGUGGGUUCAAACAGACAGACUCUCAGCAUUGGGCCCAUGUUCUAUGCGCACUGUGGAUUCCUGAGACGUCUGUCGCAAACAUCUCGUACAUGGAACCUAUUAUUGGAGUAGACAAUAUUCCCAAGGGCAGACUCAAAUUAAACUGCUACAUUUGCAAACAAAAAGUGGGAGCCUGUAUUCAGUGUGUCAAUAAGAACUGUUUCCAAGCAUUUCACCCUACAUGUGCUAGGAGGGCUAAAUUAUAUAUGAAGAUGGAAGCUGGUAUUUUGGGAGCCGUUCAUGAUGUUGGCUCUAUGAUCACAUAUUGUGAUAGACACGGCCCACCAGCCUAUAAUGAGACUGUAGACGUCCGGCAUCAUCUUAAAGAGGCUCAAAGAUAUUACAGCGAGCUUCGUGAGAAACAAAAUACAUUUGCGUCUGGCACCGUUAAAAAAGCUACCACAUCGACACCAGCAGCCACAUCUUCUAAGGAGCCAAAAUGGAGAACUGAAGAAGGCACACCAAUCAUUCCGAAGCUCAUUGUCAACAAAGUGGCCUCUCGGAUGAUGAAGAAAUUCGAGCUAGUGGAGUUUGUAGACCACUUUCUACUUGAAGUGUGCCGUUACUGGGCUCUCAAACGAAUGAAAAAGGGUGCCUCUUUGAUAAAACGACUACAAAUAGCACUCGAAGUUCAGCCGAAAAGAUCGAGUGAGGGGAUGUCGCCAGUGGAUGUACGAGUGGAUAUUGCUACCAAGCGGCAGCUACUCAAGAAAAUGGAGGUGUUAGUAAUGGAAGCUAAUAAAAUAUUGGAGAGAGAGACUCUCAAAUCCGAACGAACGGAAACUCAACAUGAAGCCAUGGAUCUGGUGUACUUCCCCCAUAUCAAUCUCAUCCGGCGAAUCUGGACUGACGUGCUACGGAAGUUUGCCAUUCCCCUUUCUGUGUCGAAGAACUCACCCCUCUAUGAAAAGCUUCUCAAUCGUCAGUACACGUCCGUCGACGAGUUCUCCAUAGAUCUCGACAGUUUCCUUGCGGCCUUAACUCCACCGGUAACCAAACCCAAAUGGCUUCAAACCAGACUGCGACAAGCCAAAGCCGCUGCCGAUGCUCUUACAAACCACGAAACGGAUGUUUCUGCUAUCUUCGAAGUGGAGGCAUCGGGUCUCGACAUCCAGCGCGAAGAGUGGGCCGGAGCACGUGUGUUCCGCGAAAUGAGUCCCAUGUCCGACAUUGACGACUCUGAACUCCAAUCACUCGAAACCGAGUCGCUGGAGUUCACACUUGAUGCCAGCUCGCCCACUGCACACCGACGUCCGCCGAAAAAGCGAAGACGAUGA